AGUUUCUAAAAGCGUAAUGCGAAUACGGAGUGAACGAAGACUCCAACGAAUUUGAAAAACAUAGGACAUGCUUUACUUUCAGAAUAGUAACAAUCCUUAAUAUGUUAUUUCGGACAGGGUGUGGACUAUGGGUCCAUGGCACAGAGCCAAGAAUUCCUGGCGUACAUCAAGCACACUGCUGAACUGCAGCGCGUUAAACUGGAAGGAAUGACACGGGAGGAGACUCUUGCUUUUUUUAUUAAUAUUUACAAUGCUCUGGUUAUCCAUGCUAAUGUGGUGAGAGGACCUCCGGUUAACCUCUGGCAGAGAUAUAAGUUUUUCAACACCAUAUCCUACACCAUCGGAGGUUACUCGUUUGCUCUCAACGAGAUCGAAAAUGGUGUCCUUCGCUCAAACCGUAAAGCCAUUGGUGCUGUGACAAAGCCAUUCUCAAAGAGUGAUCCAAGAUUAAAAGUUGCCUUGCCGGCGCCAGAGCCCAAGAUUCACUUUGCUCUCGUGUGCGGAGCGAAAAGUUGUCCACCGAUAAAGACCUAUACAUCGGCGGGAAUUGACGAGGAGUUGUCCCUCGCUGCUGAGGCAUUCUUGGAAGGGGAAGACGGCUGCGUGCUUAAUAUGCCAAAAAGAGAGAUUCGACUGAGCAAGAUUUUCCAGUGGUACAAGGAAGAUUUUGGCUCAGACAACGAAGAGCUUGUUCAAUUUGUCCUGGCUCAUAUGGGACAAGGACAGAAGAAAAAUCAGCUGGAAGAGCUCUUGAUCAGCGGCAAUUUUAAAGUCGUCUUCAUGAAGUAUAACUGGGAUUUGAACUCCAAACAUUGACACACAAACAGGACAAACAGGGAUGCAGAAAAAGAGCUUACCCGGCUUCGGGUAAUUCUUAGUGUGUACUGGCUAGAAAAGCCAGCUAAGCUUGUUAAUAAGCUGAUUAUUUUUUUUUUUUUCCUUGGCUACAUGUCUGGCAGGUAGAUAUUUGAGAAUUUCUGUAAAUAACAACUGACCAUCUUAACCAUCGUUGUUGCUUUUUGGUUUAUUGUUACCAAGAAAUUACUCUUAGAUAGGGUUUACAUGUACAGUAAGCCAAUCUUACUCACGUGAUCAGCCUAGGAAACUGUUAUACUGAGACGUCACUCGAUGUAAACGUAAAUUUGUACAUCUCAGAUAAACUGAUAAAGGCUUGAUGUUCUUUUUGAAACGUCCAGUGAAAAAAAUAGUCUGGAAAGUGUUAUUAUUCAUGUAAUAAUGCUAAAUGGUAAGCGCUGUAUGAAAUAAUGAUUGCACUCUCUAUUUAAUCGCCCAGCUGCUACAAUAUAAGACAUGGGACAUGUUUGUAUUUAUCGUACAUUUAUUUCAUGUCCACUAAUCUUAUUUCAAUUGAUGUACCACUUAUUUAAUAUGCCAAUUAAAACGAAUUUUUAAAAAUCAAA
This is a messenger RNA of Orbicella faveolata, 1421 nucleotides long. RefSeq lists its product as uncharacterized. NCBI's taxonomy places the organism in Eukaryota, Metazoa, Cnidaria, Anthozoa, Scleractinia, Merulinidae. The record is from RefSeq and is a predicted model, not a curated record. Gene Ontology annotation, biological process: intracellular signal transduction; cell redox homeostasis. Gene Ontology annotation, molecular function: electron transfer activity.